This is a messenger RNA of Microsporum canis CBS 113480, 1611 nucleotides long. Its product is annotated as neutral amino acid permease. Lineage: Eukaryota; Fungi; Ascomycota; Eurotiomycetes; Onygenales; Arthrodermataceae. Gene Ontology annotation, biological process: amino acid transmembrane transport. Gene Ontology annotation, cellular component: vacuolar membrane. The record is from RefSeq and is a predicted model, not a curated record. The coding region runs from base 1 to 1611 and encodes 536 amino acids. The transcript is spliced from 6 exons. Gene Ontology annotation, molecular function: amino acid transmembrane transporter activity.
AUGGCGCUAGAUCUUGAACAUGGUGUCGGCAAAGAUCUGACAAUGGUCGAUACUUCUCCGUUACCUACACAUGGAAGCAAAGCCUCUCAAAAUAUAACUCGCGGCGGCUAUGAAGGAGUUAUUGAAGAUGAAACCUUCAGCACAGAAGACGACACCAGCUCCGCCAUGAGCGUGAGCAAGCAGGUUGAAAUGGAAGCGGACCAUGCUAUAAAGUAUAGGACUUGCAGCUGGCAGAAGACUGCAGCACUGCUCUUUUCAGAGUACAUCUGCUUAGCCAUUAUGUCAUUUCCAUAUUCCUACUCGGUCCUUGGUCUGGUUCCGGGUUUGAUACUUACGGUUGUGGUCGCUGGCAUGGUACUAUAUACUUCUUUGAUCAUUUGGAAAUACUGUCUUCGCCAUCCAGACGUACGGGACAUCUGUGACAUCGGUCAGCGGCUAUUCUGGGGCUCUAGGGCAGCUUGGUACCUCACGGCCAUAAUGUUUCUCCUCAACAAUACCUUCAUCCAAGCCUUGCAUUGCUUAGUAGGUGCUCAGUACUUAAACACGAUGACGAACCACAGCGCCUGUACCGUUCUAUUCGUUGCAGUGACGGCUAUCAUAUCUUUCUUUUGCUCCAUCCCAAGAACUUUCAACACACUCUCCAAACUUGCGACCCUGUCGGCUUUUUUCACAUUUAUUUCAGUGCUCCUCUCGAUGGUAUUUGCCGGUCUUGAGGCCCAUCCGGCCAAGUAUAACCCUGACCCCAGCCAUAAAGGCCCUGAUGGCAAGAUAAUGGGGGGUGAGCCUAUUGUAACGGCUUUUCCUCUUCCUGGAACGACCUUUAUGGCGGGUAUGACAGCUUUCUUGAACAUCAGCUACACCUUCAUUGGCCAAAUCACGCUUCCAAGCUUCAUCGCAGAGAUGCGAAACCCGAAAGAUUUCAGCAAAGCGCUUUGGGCGGUCACUAUUGCUGAGAUAAUUGUGUUCAGUAUCGUGGGUGCGGUGGUUUAUGUCUUCACCGGCACUCAAUACAUGACUGCACCAGCAUUUGGUUCUCUCAGCAACGAAAUUUACAAAAAGAUUGCAUUCUCAUUCAUGGUACCUACACUGAUUUUCCUCGGGGUCCUCUACGCGUCGGUUUCUGCACGGUUUAUCUUUUUCCGCCUAUUUGACAACACCCGUCACAAGACAGAUCACACGCUGGUGGGCUGGUCUGCGUGGGCUGGUAUCUUGGCAGUGGUUUGGAUACUAGCAUUCAUUGUUGCAGAAGUGAUUCCAUUCUUCACCGACCUUCUGUCCAUAAUGAGCUCACUCUUUGACUCUUUCUUUGGGUUUAUUUUUUGGGGAGUGGCCUAUCUACGAAUGCAAUCGGAAGACGAGGCGGCAAAACCAGAAAAACCCCGUACCAUGAGAGGAUGGAUCGGAUGGGGUGUGAAUAUCUUCCUUAUCGGAGUUGGAUUGUUAUUCCUUGGUCCUGGAACUUAUGCGUCUGUUGAUAGUGUUAUACUCAACUACCAAAGUGGAAAGUCAAGGCUGGUUGUUCGCGGAGCCAAGAAUUAUGGGGUAUUUGGCAUAUUGUUUCUCUUUGUGAAAUCAUAUAAAUGGAGGAUCUCUGCUUUCAAUAAAGGGUAA